Molecule: messenger RNA, 2040 nt
Organism: Microplitis mediator
Lineage: Eukaryota; Metazoa; Arthropoda; Insecta; Hymenoptera; Braconidae
Product: neprilysin-2-like
Exons: 5
Coding region: 1-2040 (679 amino acids)
Biological process (GO): protein processing
Cellular component (GO): plasma membrane
Molecular function (GO): metalloendopeptidase activity
Source: RefSeq, a predicted model, not a curated record
AUGAAUAUGAGUGCUGACCCCUGCGACGAUUUCUAUGAAUUCGCUUGUGGCAAUUUUGAUAACGUUCCUCCUGAUGUUGUUCAAAAUAAAAAUCAUAAAAAUUAUUUUGACGUUUACGAUCUUGUUUCCCGAAUAAAACAAUUAGUAAUGUCAAGUGGUUCACCCCACUCAUUUCGACCUUUCAAGUUUUUGAAAGAUUACAUGACUUCCUGUGAAAAUUUCUAUGAUAAUAUUUAUAAUCCACCUCCCGGUGUCGUGGAAGAAAAAUUAGAUUAUUUGAAUGAAUUGAUAUCUAAAUUAGGCGGCUGGCCGGCUGUCGAAGGUGACAAAUGGAAUGAGACUAAUUUCGAUUGGGUUGAUUUCACUCUUAAAGCGGCUGAUAUUGGUGUUGAGCAUGCGUUUUUUCUGAGACGGAGUCUAACGCAUCGCCAAAAUUUCACCGAAUUUUUAGUCUUGGAUCCACCAUUGGAAGAACUUUUACACGGAUUAGAAGUCAUGAUGAUUGAAAUUAUUUUUGAGGAUUCGCCAUAUCUCAAUUUUAUGUUCAAUGUUGCUGAAUUUUUGGGAGCUAAUAUGACACAUGCUGAAAAUGAACUCUUUGACUCAAUGGACUUUGAAUUAGAAAUUAGCAAAAUAGCCAGUGAAAGUUUUACUAAUUCAUUAACUGAUGGAAAUAAAACUUACGGAAUGACCGUAAAAGAAAUGAUAGAUAAAUGGCCGAGUAUUGAUUGGAUGAAUCUUUUGAAUUGGCCAAAGCUGCCUCGGUCUUACAUAACAAAUGAUUCGAUAAUUUUCAUUAAAAAUCACGAGUUUGUAACAGGAUUUGAAAAAUUACUUAGAAAAACUCCCAAAAGAGUGCUAGCCAAUUACGCAAUGUGGAAGACAGUUCAAUAUUUGAUUCCCUUAGUCCAUUCUACGACUCUACAUAGGUUACGGAACACUUAUAUAGGAAAACCAUUGGAUUUGAAUUCCACUGCGUGUAUCAUACAUUUAGAACUAGAUCUUCCAGAACUGAUGUUGUCUUAUUAUGCCCAUCAUCACCCACUUGACCAUAAAGUGAAGAGUCAAAUUGAUCUAAUGGCUUUGGAUCUUAAACAAAAAUUAAUAGACACUAUAAACAGGACAAAUUGGCUGGAUGAUGAAUCCCGGAACAAACUCACUGGAGAUAUUGAGUCUUUACGGGUUAUCACGGGUUAUCCCGAGGUAUUGUUGGAUGACAAAAAAAUGGAAGAGUAUUUCCAAGGUCUCGAAAUUACGCCUGAUGAUUUCUUAAGGAAUAUACAUGCUGCCAAGGCAUUUAGAAAAAAUAAAACGUUCACCACAGCUUCAAAGCCAAGUGAUGAAACUAAUUGGAUAGAUUUACUACAAGCCGAAAUCGACUUGACUUCUGUGAGCGCUUUUAACAGGAUGCGCUCUAACUUCAUUGGUAAUACAAUAUUUAACGCAGUGUUAUUGCUCAUAAGUUCGGUUUCGAAAUAUUUAUUUUUUAACAUCAACCGUCCGACUUAUUCAAAUUAUGGUGCCCUAGGAUUCCUUUUUAGCCACGAAAUGGGGCAUACUGUUCAUAACUCUAAAACGUUUUUUGAUAAUUAUGCUUUUGCGCACAAUCGGUGGAGUUCAUUUUCGUUUGAAAAAGUUAAAGAAAAAAAUAACUGUCUCGUUGAACAACUUGGAAACUUCACUUUCAGAGGAACUGAACGAAAACUGAACGGUCAAACUUUACUAGCAGAAAAUAUUGCUGACCAGAUUGGCAUAGAAGUCGCUUAUUCAGCAUAUCAAGAUUGGGUCAAAGUGCAUGGAAAGGAACCAACAUUUCCUAACUUGCCUUAUAAUCCGAAUCAAUUGUUUUGGCUAUCGUACGCCAAUCAGUGGUGUUUAUCAAAGUCGGAUUUAGACAAACCGUAUUUAAUGGGCUCGCAUCCUCCAUAUGAUAAACGUGUUAUCGUACCACUUUCGAAUACCCCUGAAUUUUCUACAGAUUUCAAUUGUCCCCUAGGAUCGAAAAUGAAUCCUGUUAAAAAAUGUCAGAUGUUUGAAUAG